AUGUCAUUUUUAUUUAGAAGAUCAACUGAUGAUAAUAGACAACAACAACCAACACAAGAAGAUGAAAAGGAUGAUAACAUAGAGAAAGAUACUGAACUAGUUGAAUCAACUGAAAAACCAAUAAAACUUAAAAAGAAAUCAACAACUUUUCUUAAAUCAAUAAUUGGAAGUCAAUCAAACAGUAGAAAUAAUUCAACAUCCUCCCUUGCGUCCAACAAAUCAUCAUCAACAACAUCAUCAUCAAACAAUUUACCACCAUUAUCUCCAUUAAUACUACAUGGUUAUACAUCCUCAACUCGUCAUAAAUUAUUAGAUUUAGAAUUAGCAUCAAAUAUUAGAGAUUUAUUACCUGCCAGAUUACAAUUAUUUGAUCAAUGGGAAUUAAUUUAUUCUUUUGAGCAACAUGGAAUUUCCUUAAAUACAUUAUACAGAAAUAGUAAUCCAGAAUAUCAAAUUCAGCAAUUGAAAAAACGAAAAAGGAGAGAAAAGGGAUAUGCGGAAUCAGUUGUUAAAAAUAUGGUAGUUGGCACUACAAAAGAACAUUAUCAUGGAAUAGAGCCUAAAAAACCAAUCGGAUAUGUUUUGAUAAUUAAAGACGAAAAGAAUUUUAAAUUUGGUGCGUUCUUGAAUGAGAACCUAAAGUUAAUGGAUCAUAAACGUUAUUAUGGAAAUGGUGAAUGUUUUUUAUGGAAAUGUGAAAAAUUUGAUCCAAGAAAAUUAAAACAUGGAAGUGAAAAUGAAAAUGAUAUUGAUGGGAAAUUACAUACUCGUUUUAAAGCAUUUAUGUAUACUGGAAUAAAUGAUAAUAUAAUUUAUUCAAAUCAUGAUUUUAUAUCUAUUGGUUCUUCAAAUGGUCAAAAUGGCUUAUUUAUUGAUAAAUCUUUAGAUGAAGGUGUUAGUUAUAAAUGUAAUACUUUUGGUAAUGAAAUUUUAAAUUCAGAUGAUCAAAAUUUAAAAUUUGGUAAAUUUAAGAUUAUGGGGUUGGAAAUUUGGAGAAUUGGAAAUAUUGAAUAA
Molecule: messenger RNA, 1014 nt
Organism: Insectozyma verbasci
Lineage: Eukaryota; Fungi; Ascomycota; Pichiomycetes; Serinales; Debaryomycetaceae
Source: the annotation of a GenBank genome assembly